Terrapene triunguis (Three-toed box turtle) is the source of this 3782-nucleotide messenger RNA. RefSeq names its product family with sequence similarity 185 member A (gene FAM185A). The transcript has 8 exons. NCBI's taxonomy places the organism in Eukaryota, Metazoa, Chordata, Testudines, Emydidae. The record is from RefSeq and is a predicted model, not a curated record. The coding region runs from base 285 to 1607 and encodes 440 amino acids.
CUGGCGGCGGCACCCACCAAGUUGCCAGCCUAGACUCUGGCAAGUGACUUGUUCCCCGUUCGCCACCCCCUCCCCCCGCUGCGAGUUAUGUGAGGGAGCUGCAGGGGGGUCCCCUCCUAUGAGCUGUGCGCCCCAGCCCUCGGGCAGGGCGGGCCCCAUAACCCGUCCCUGUAGUGCCCGGUGGGGGGCAGACCCCACCCUCGCCCGCGGUGCCCGGUUCCCACAAGCCGCGCCCCGCGCGGAGGAGGGCGCUACAGCAGGCGCCGGGAUCAAAGCUGGGCAAUAUGCGGGCCCCCUGCCCGGGCUGGUGGCACCUGGGAGUGAGGGUGGCAGGGGUCCGGCGGGGGCUGUUGAGCAGCGGCGGCCCCUGGCGAGGGACGAGUGCCGGCAGCUGGUCACGCUCUGCCCUGUUCGUGACGAGCCCGGCGGGCCCCGAGGAGGGCAGGAAGAGGGGCAAUAAGCCCCUCAAGGAGUGGACGCUGAUUGUCAGCCCGUUCGGCCAGCUGAAGGUGCGGCUGCCCUGCCACGUUACCGUGCGCCCCCUGGACCCGCUCCGCUACCCGGACGCGGACAGAGCGCUGGUCACUGUCAGCGGGGUGGACAGCAGCCUCCCCCAGGGUGUGGAUCUGGAUCGCCUACAGGUGAAGUACGACGAGGCGCUGAAGGAGAUGAUGAUUGUCUCGGACCACAUGGACAGCAAGGCCGCUGUUGUUGUGAAGACACCCAUGAAGUUUGUUCACAGAUUUCUCCCACCCGAUCUGUUACAUGCAGCCAAUCCUCCAACACAACCUCCAAUUGAGUCAGAGUCACGAGCUCUACUAGCUUGUGUUCUUUUGGGUAUCUCAUCUUACCGGUUACAAAAACUGGAAGACAAUAGUGUUUGCAGUCAUAGAGACAGGGAUGCCAGGAGAGGCCUCUUCUUUUCCAGUACAAUUCCUAUGUCAUCCCUUAACAGUGAGAAACUCCCUCUGAAUCCAGACAGUGCUAGUCAUAAAAUCCAUGUACGAACUAAAGGAGGCAAAGUGAUCUGUCUGGGAACUCUUCAUGGAAAUGCAGAUAUUCAUGCAGCAGAGAAAAGUAGUGUGAAUAUAGAGAAACUACAGGGGACAUCUAUCAAAAUUUCUACUGAAGAUGGUUUGUUGAAAACCAAAUAUCUUUAUGCAGAAUCUUCAUUUCUGUCUUCAACAGCUGGUGAUAUUCUACUGGGAAGUAUUCAUGGUGACACAACCCUUCAAACUAAAACAGGGAACAUCACAGUAGAGUCAUCGGAUGGAUGUCUAAAAGCUUCUACACGUCGGGGGGAAAUAGAUGUUUAUGUUAAUCAAGUGAGAAAAGUGGAUCUGAAAAGCCAGAAAGGCUCUAUUACAGUCAAGGUACCUGCCUCUCUUAAAGCCUAUUUACAGUUAUCUGGAAGCAAGGUUGAUGUGAGCCCAGAGAUCCAGUUACAGGAAACCCAGUGUGCCCCUAAAGAGGGUCACAUAACUAUUACUGGUCAUAUGAAUCAAAUGAAUGAAAGAGACAAAUGGAUUAAGGCUGACACACAGGAUGGCACAGUGCAUCUUAAAAGCCAAAGCUGGUUCCAAUCCAUCAAGCUGCAGGUUCCCUGAGGAUGUAAUAGGCCAAAGGUAUUCAAAAUCAAGGAACAGUGAAGGAAGAUUACUGUACAGUGAUGGUGAAUGCUCCUUAUUAAAAUACAGUAAACAAUACAUUAAGUGAGGACUUUUUUACCCAACCUUUGUAUAUGUUAAAUGACUGCUGUUAUUUGACUGCUGUAUGAAACGGGUUUUACUGUUAGUGCCUUCUACAGUUGCACAAUCCUGUGUAUUCAGGAUUUGGGUAAAACUCGACCUGCACACCCCGCCUAUUCUGAAAGCUAGUGAAUUUCAAGUAAAAGUAUAAAACCACGGCAAAGACCAUUUUCAACACAGGUUGAUGCCUGAAAAUACAAGAAUUUGAUUUAAGCUUUGUGAUGGUGCCAUAUUCUGUACACUGCUUUUAAAUGAAUUGUUAUCAUUUGAAAUUUGUGGUUUGUGCAUAAUGCUGAGCAUUUCCUUUUACUGAAUUAUUUAUAUAAUGUGUGGGAUAAAACCACUUUUAGGGUUGCAGUUCACAUUUGAUCAUAAGUAGGCGUUUUGGCUCCUAAGAAAUCAGUCUACAAUUCUAUGACUUACUAUACUGCGCUAUGUGUAAAACUGGUCAUCAAGCUCCUGCACAUCGAAAGCUUGAGAGCUUAUUUUAUGCCCUCAUGAACCUCUCUCAUCUGUAGCUCCACUGUCAGUAGGGGCAGCAACCCCAGAGAACCCCUUCUUUAUUAUACCACUGGGGAUGGUAGCAGGGUGCAGUCCCAGAACAUGCCCCCUUCAGUCCCCUCCUGGUUCUCCCACUAAUUCGCAGCCCAGAGAACUUCAAGAGCAGGAAUGUUAUUUUGAGGUCUGGGUUAUUAAGUCCUACAGAAUAUGGUCUCCUUGGGUCCUUCAGCCACAAAUCUUCUUGAGGCUUCUAAUUCACUUUUGUCCAGGACUUCAAGGCCCAGCUCUCCCUUCGUUCCCUCUGAGCCAUGGAGCUCUGCCAAUCCCUGGUCUCUCUGGAGAUUUUUUUUCUCCUUUUGCCCUGGUCCUUGGACUCAAACUUCUUCCUUUUGGUUCCAGAGGCUCCACAGCCUCCUUCCUGGGGCUGUGUUGCAAUUCAUGGCAGGCUUCCUCAGUCCAGCAGCAUCCAGGGUCUGAUCCCAGUCCAAGGAGCCUCCCUUGGUCCCUGCACUGCUACGUCUCCUCAGGACUGUGGUGUAAUUCAUGAUAAACUUCCUCAGCUCACCAAAGUCAGGUUUUGGUUCCAUGCUACAGAGUCUCCCCCUGUCUCUGUGCUCCCUUCAGUUCUCACUCUCCAGACUACCUGCCUUGGAGCCACUAACCACUGCACACCUUCUCUCUGCAGUUAUAACUCAUCUGAGCUCUUCCUGGCUUUUAUGAAGGCCAUGUGUUCUUCACAUUCUCACCUGAACCUGUGCCCCACAGCCUCAGAUGGGAGACAGAGGGUCAGUCACAGGUAGGGACUGGAUCCAUCUCCCCUUAAAAGGCCAACCACCCUGUGAUAGGCACUUUAGGACUAGUUAUCUCUACUUGUUCUCUUUCCUUGCCGUAGCAGUUUAAAUUCUUUCAUCUUCCAGGAUGCCGUCAGCACCACGUUAACAGCCAGCUCUGAGUUAUACCUGCAGUUGAACAAAAUAUUGUUUGUUUAAGAAAGAGUGAAAAAACACACACUCAAAAAAGCAUCUGAACUUCACUUUACAUAGCCCAUACCUAGAAGAGUUUCUGAGACUUACUUGCAUAAAAGUUGGGAAUUAUGGAUCUUACAUAUCCAUAUACAGUGUCCUGUUCUCUCCAUCUGUAGCUCUAGCCUGUCAAUGACAGAAUCCCAUGCAUACUAAGUGUCACAAUUCAGGACAACUGCCUCUGUAUUCCCCUCCAUGGUCAAGCAAGAGUCCCCAUUCUUAGGCUCUCGGCUCCUUGGCCAUCACCUCUCUUGGGCAGACACCCACAUCUCUCCCUCCUGACCGGGGUUUUUCCAGGCUGCACAUUUCCCUGCCUAUACUUCGUUAUUCCCAGCAAGCCAGACUGCCUAAACAGGCCAGUGUCUGCACUUUGCUUUCCUUAGAGGCUAUAAACAGCAAGAUUGCGCACAGCUGUACAUCACCACACAGCCAUUUCUAAACAAUCACAUUUAUUCUUAGGGGGAAAGCAUUACAGAGAAAACAUGUUAAAAACAAUAAAAGAAUCCACACG